Aspergillus sclerotioniger CBS 115572 is the source of this 2775-nucleotide messenger RNA. Its product is annotated as cyclic nucleotide-binding domain protein. The record is from RefSeq and is a predicted model, not a curated record. The coding region runs from base 1 to 2775 and encodes 924 amino acids. Gene Ontology annotation, molecular function: protein binding; protein-containing complex binding. The transcript has 2 exons. NCBI's taxonomy places the organism in Eukaryota, Fungi, Ascomycota, Eurotiomycetes, Eurotiales, Aspergillaceae.
AUGCGGCGCCAUGGCAGAACUAGUGGUGGCUCGACCAAGGCCGUCCACCCCAUCUCAGACACCGCAUCGCUGUUACAUUCCUUUGAUUCGCUCACGAAUCCCAAUCGUCCCGUACGACCGUCGCCCUUGACCUCGUCUAAUAUCCAGGCCCUCCCGCUGGACCUGGUCGAUCGAUUACGCUCCUUUCCUUUGUUCCAAUCUACCCCCGAAUCCUUCUUGAUCGAUGUCGGCCAGCACCUCCGCCCACAGCUCCAUGCGCCCAAUGACUAUAUCUUGACGGAGGGGGACGAGGCCAAAGCCAUUUACUGGUUGGUCCGGGGUGCCGUGUCUGUGACCUCUCGCGAUGGCGAAAGUAUAUACGCGGAACUCGAACCGGGGGCGUUCUUUGGCGAAAUUGGUGUGCUCAUGGAUCGCCCGCGGACGGCAACCAUCAUCGCCCGCACCCGAUGCUUGCUUGUCGUCUUAACCAAGGAGGACUUUCGGAGUAUCCUCCCUCGCUUCCCUGAUGUGGAGCGGGCAAUCAGAGACGAGGCUCAAGAGCGGCUGAUGAUCCUGGAGAAGAAGAAAAAGGAGACCUCCGCGCCGCCAGUGGAUCUCGUGAGUCCAGCGAGAAAGGGGUCGAAAAGACUGCGGGACGCAUGCUCCGGUGACCUGAGUCUCGUAGAUCAGGACGGCAGAAGCUUGAAGUCCGUCAAUAAGAAGCGAAAGUCCCCAAGUCCUGGAUUGGCUGAUGGAUCCUCCAGUGCGUUGGCGAACGGACUGGUAAAUGUCCGUCUAUUACUCAAGGAGCUGCCGCUAUUCGCCGGCCUGCCGCCGGAUAUCCUCCAUUUCCUAGGUCUGAAUGCGCAACCACGGUCUUACCCGCCAUUCACCGACAUCAUCAAACAAGAUUCCCAGGGUCGGGAGAUUUACUUCAUUGUUCGCGGUGAAGUUGAAGUCCUGUCGGAGAGAACGCAAAUGCAGCACGCGCAUUCCCUACCGAACACGAUAGAGCAUCCCAGCUUUGAAGUGAAGGCGCGCCUGAAACAAGGGCAAUAUUUUGGUGAGGUCGUGAGUCUCUCGCUUGCACCGCGCAGAACCGCCACUGUGCGAUCCAUCAGUGCGGUGGAAUGUUUGAUGAUCAGCGGUGAGGUUCUAGUAGAAUUCUGGGAGAGGUGUCCUCCGAAAGUUCGCGGACAGGUGGAAAGAACUGCCAAGGAGCGCCUCCAAUCAGCGUCCGAUGGCGAUGUUGUGAUGUCAGAAGCGGGAAGCGCUGAGCAACCAGCAAGCGAGCUAAGUGUCGAUGACAAUUUCAAGAUUAGGGCCGCUCGCAGACAGUCCAUGCCGCUUCUGACCCUAACUGAAACGGAAUUGGACAGCACUCCGAAAGUCAACGGGGUAGAUGAACCAAGUGUAUUGCGGCCUUCCGAUCCGGAUCCUUUCCUCAGCGUGGGCUUGGAUAAAGUCCGACUUCGAAGCCGGCGCAGUUCUGUGGCCCCGUUGACACCGGAGGAGGUUGCUGGAGAGCAACAGAGGUCGUCGCCUCCAUCAGAGCCUAGAUCCACCAGUUCGUCCUUUCUCACGCUGCCCGGAGCCGGCGAGUUCUCGGCACCCUCGGAGAUACUCCGUGAACCGCGUCGUGAUAACCACGGCUUACUUCCCGACAGGGUGCUUCUGGUUAUUUUCCAGCACCUCGAGCUCCACGAUCUUCUUCGCCUCAGGGCAGUCUCGAUGCACUGGUCGGAAAUCCUCAGCAAGUCAACGGAGUUACUUCAUGACCUGAACCUGAGCUCAUAUAACCGAUGCGUCACCGACGACGUGUUGGUGAAGAUCAUUUGCCCGUUUGUGGGCAGCAGACCGCGUUACAUUGACAUAAGCAAUUGUUUCCACAUCACAGACGAGGGGUUCAGCAAACUGGUUACGACGUGUGGCCGUAACGUUGUUGGGUGGAAAAUGAAGAGUGUCUGGGAUGUCACAGCAUCUGCUAUCCUCGAUAUGGCUAGCAAAGCCAACGGUCUUCAGGAGGUUGAUCUCAGCAAUUGUCGGAAAGUCGGAGAUACGCUCCUAGCUCGAAUUGUCGGCUGGGUCGCGCCUGGCCAGCAUAAGUCGAACGACGAGACAGGCAAGACGAGCAAGGCGUCCAUGAAGCCUACUAGGCAGACCGCAGCCGGGACCGUUUUUGGCUGCCCCGAGCUAAAGAAGUUGACCCUGUCUUACUGCAAGCACGUUACGGACCGGUCAAUGCACCAUAUCGCGUCUCACGCCGCCUCGAGAAUCGAGCAGAUGGACCUCACCCGUUGCACCACCAUCACCGACCAUGGAUUUCAAUACUGGGGCAAUGCCCAGUUCACCAAUCUUCGGAAACUGUGUUUAGCGGAUUGCACAUAUUUGACUGAUAAUGCCAUAGUCCAUCUUACAAACGCCGCAAAGCAGCUGCAGGAAUUGGAUUUGUCAUUUUGCUGCGCUCUCUCUGACACCGCCACAGAGGUGCUCGCGCUGCAAUGCUCCCAAUUGACCUAUCUCAAUAUGUCCUUCUGUGGCUCUGCCAUAUCUGACCCCUCUCUGCGCAGCAUUGGCCUGCAUCUUUUACAUCUCAACCGCCUUUCAGUCCGGGGAUGUGUUCGAGUCACCGGCGCCGGAGUCGAGGCGGUUGCAGACGGUUGUAAUCAACUCAUGUCCUUCGACGUCAGUCAGUGCAAAAAUCUUCACCCUUGGCUCGAAGCCGGGGGUCCUCGCAAAUACGGAAAGAGAAUCUCCUUCGAGACCGUUGCGCUGAACGGACGAGUCUUCCGCUGA